Molecule: messenger RNA, 867 nt
Organism: Thyridium curvatum
Lineage: Eukaryota; Fungi; Ascomycota; Sordariomycetes; Thyridiales; Thyridiaceae
Exons: 3
Coding region: 1-867 (288 amino acids)
Source: RefSeq, a predicted model, not a curated record
AUGGCCGCAUAUGACAGCAGUGCUCCGCGCUACAUGCCUCCUCUCGAGGUACUGAGCGCAGAGGAUUUCGAGACAGCUUCCAUCCGCUCAGCCGCUCCUUCUUACAGUAAGUCCCACCAGUGCCAUAUCCCCGUCGAGAAGGCCGGCCCUCCACGUGCGCAUAGCUGCGCAGCAGGCACCUCCGAAGCGCCCUCCUACCACUCGACCGCCACCCACGGCGAGACCAUCCCCCCGUACUCCCCGCGGGCCGUCGAGACCUCCGGCUCCGCCACAUCCUCCUCCGGGCCGUCUACGUCCUCCGCGCCGCCGACCCUCCUGCCUCCGCACAGCAGCGGCGGUCCCGCCUCCGCCUCCGCCUCCGCCUCCGCCCGAGGCGGGCUCCCGCCCAUCCCGCCGCUGCAGCCGCGCCGGCCCGCGGACCUGCCCAACCUGACGGCCUUCCGCAUCCCCUCGUGGUCGACCAUGUCGUCCAACCCGACGGCGCGGCACUACCAGCGCGUCGCCCACCGGCGCGUCGCGGCCGCCAACAGCCAGUCGCACCUCCAGGGCAUCCGGCGCAUGGUGCUCGACCGCAUCGACGAGGACGAGCGGAACCGCUUCCGCCCGCUCGAGGACCCCUACCUCGUCGGCGAGGAGGCGGCGCGCCGGGCGCGGCAGGAGCGCCUCGCGCGCGAGAACGGCGACGACGUGCUGGUCAUGGAGGACCGCUGCUGGGACGGGUUCCUCGCUGAGCUCCGCGGCUGGGAAGAGCGCGAGAGGAACGGCAAGCAGUUCCGUCAGUUCCGUCGCGAGAUGGAGAGCCUGACGUCGUCGUCUUCUUCCUCUUCGCGCGGCGGCAGGUUUGCGCGACGUUUCGGAUUCCGUUGA